Messenger RNA from Talaromyces rugulosus, 1332 nucleotides. RefSeq lists its product as uncharacterized. The record is from RefSeq and is a predicted model, not a curated record. Lineage: Eukaryota; Fungi; Ascomycota; Eurotiomycetes; Eurotiales; Trichocomaceae. Bases 1 to 1332 code for a protein of 443 amino acids. The transcript is spliced from 2 exons.
AUGGGCUCAGAACGCUUCCCCGUCCACGACAAAGGCAUCUUCCGCAACCUGCCAACCUUUGACCCAUCCAUCACAGGCCUAACAGCCAUAAUUACCGGCGCAAAUGGCAUCUCGGGGUUUCACCUUCUCCGCGCACUGCUCGCAAGCCCUGAGCGAUGGUCCAAGAUCUAUGCCCUGUCGCGCCGUCCCCCGCCUGCCGAGAUGAUGGGCCUUUUAUCCGAGUCUCAAAGAUCUCGUGUGCAGCAUGUCGCUGUUGAUUUCCUCGAUGACCCUGCAAACAUUGCGCAGGCGCUGAAGUCGGCCGGUAUAGUCGCAGAUUAUAUCUUUUUCUAUUCGUAUCUGCAGCCGACGCCGGCGCCCGGUGCCGCGGUUUGGAGCAAUGCAGAAGAACUCGUCAAAGUGAAUGUAGCGCUGCUCGACAACUUUUUAAAAGCAAUCACGCUCGCCAGAAUCACUCCGAAGCGCUUCCUCCUGCAAACCGGCGCAAAAAACUAUGGCGUGCAAAUCGGUCGCCUGCGCACGCCUGCCAUUGAGUCGGAUCCUGUCCCGAACCAUCUGGAGCCGAAUUUCUACUAUCCGCAGGAAAAGAUCUUGUUUGAAUAUUGCAAAGCAAACAAUACGUCGUGGAACGUGAUCAGGCCGGCCUGGGUCCUGGGCGCGGUGUCCAACGCUCAAAUGAACGCUCUUCUUCCCGUUGCUAUUUACGCGGCCGUGCAAGCUCACAAGGGAGAACCGAUAGCUUUCCCGAGUGACUGGGAGACAUGGCAGUAUGAGGGACACCAUUCCACUGCUUUGUUGACAGGUUUUCUAUCUGAGUGGGCUGUCUUGGAGGACAAAGCAAAAAACCAGGCGUUUAACGCACAGGACACAGGGCCGAUGACCUGGGAUCGACUUUAUGAAGAGCUUGCCCGCUGGUUCGGCGUCGAAAAGGGGAUCGUUCCACCAGAGGAAGAUUUGUCCAAGUUUGACGAAUCAGUGGGCAAGGCCGGUGUUGACACUCCGAUGGGAUACGGCCCUCCGCUCAUCCAUCGCACGACAUUCAGACUUGUCGACUGGGCUUCACGUCCCGAGAACAAGGCAGCCUGGGUCGAUUUGCAGCGACAGUCCGGAGGGCAACUGACCAGCAACCCGUUUGACGACGUCGAAGCCAAUUUCUCCUUUGGUGACCAGGCGUUCCGAAAAGUGCCGACUAUGAACAUGAACAAGGCUCGCAGGCUGGGCUGGAAUGGGUUUGUGGAUACCAUGGAGUCACUGUUUGAUAUCUACUCGGAGAUGGGCGAUUUGGGAAUGUUGCCACGGUUAAAGGCAAAGGAGCCGAAGCCACUGAUUUAG